Molecule: messenger RNA, 3945 nt
Organism: Anopheles coluzzii
Lineage: Eukaryota; Metazoa; Arthropoda; Insecta; Diptera; Culicidae
Gene: how
Product: protein held out wings
Exons: 4
Coding region: 635-1900 (421 amino acids)
Biological process (GO): regulation of mRNA splicing, via spliceosome
Cellular component (GO): nucleus
Molecular function (GO): mRNA binding
Source: RefSeq, a predicted model, not a curated record
AUAAGCGCGAGUGGGAAGCGCCCUCGACUGAACGAGCAGGCGUAAACCUUUAACGCACACUCACCCUGUGUUUAUUUCAAACUGAACCAUACGCUGAGUCGGUUGUGUGUGCGCUUGUUCGGCGGUCGCUUACUCCCGUGAAGUGUCACUUGGCCAAGAGAGAAGUUAAAAGCGGAAAGUUUUUCAAGGUACAAAUACACACACGCAAGAAAAAAAGUGCACAAGAGUGUGUGGACGUGUGUGAGUGUUGUUAUACAAAAAAAUAAACCCCUAAGAUAGAAAAGUGCCUUAGAAAAGUGUAUUCGGAAUAAAAGCACAUGCGCGCGCCCUAUUGGUUUGCAUGUAAACAAUGCCGAUAAACCGUUAUUUUUAAAGCUUACGUUUAAAAGACCGAUAGUAGUGUGUGUGUGUGUGUGAGUGCGCGCCAGUUGUGAAUGUGAUUGAAGAAAGUCGGUGAAAGAUAGUACAAGUGAUACAAGAACCCCCCGGGACAAGACGCUUGUGCCCGCCAACCAACCUCCCCCGGUCUAUUGGUUAGUGUUCGUGGUGUUCUGUGGAGAGUCGCCGAGCUCAUCUCGCCCAAGAGGCACACACACGCCCACGGACUCACUGUCCCGUGACAACAAAUCGUCGAAUGAAUCAAUUGCACCACAACCAUCACAUCAUGAGCACGUACGGUGGCACGGUGGAAAACAGCGGCACCAACCAGCAGCAGCAGCAACAGCAGCAGCAGCAACAACAACCAAACCAGCAACAGUCGACGCAAAGCAUCGCCGACUAUCUGGCCCAGCUGCUGAAGGACCGCAAACAGUUGGCCGCCUUCCCGAACGUGUUUCUGCACAUCGAGCGGCUGCUCGACGAGGAAAUCUCGAAGGUGCGCGCCUCCCUGUUCCACAUCAACGGCGUGACGAAGGAGCCGCUCCAGCUGCCCGACCCGGAAGGGGAAUCGGUCACGCUCAACGAGAAGGUGUACGUCCCGGUGAAGGAGUAUCCCGACUUUAACUUCGUCGGCCGCAUCCUGGGGCCGCGCGGCAUGACCGCCAAGCAGCUCGAGCAGGAGACGGGCUGCAAGAUCAUGGUGCGAGGGAAGGGCUCGAUGCGGGACAAGAAGAAGGAGGACGCGAACCGGGGCAAACCGAACUGGGAGCACCUGUCGGACGAUCUGCACGUGCUGAUCACGGUGGAGGAUACGGAAAACCGAGCGACCAUCAAGCUGAAGCGCGCGCUCGACGAGGUGAAGAAGCUGCUCGUCCCGCACGCCGAGGGCGAGGACGAGCUGAAGAAGCGCCAGCUGAUGGAGCUGGCCAUCAUCAACGGCACGUACCGCGACUCGACCACCAAGGUCGCGCCCGCCGACAACACGUUCAGCUUCGACCCGCAACAGUACACGGACGAUCGGUGGAAGAUGGCGGCGGCGGCGUCGGCCGCCGACCAGCGCAUGCUGACGCAGGCGUCGCUCGCGGCCGCGGCCAAUCUGGCCGCCGCCAACCAGAUGGCGGGCCGGACCGCCCCGAACCCGCUCGGUGCGCCGAUCAUCCUGUCGCCCCGCAUCUCCGUCCCGACGACGGCCGCGAGCCUGAUACCGGGGUCGGGUCCGCCGCCCACGAUCGACCACACGACCGGGCUGAUCUACGCCUCCCCCUACACGGACUACAGCUACGCGCUGGCGGCGGCCGGCAAUCCGCUGCUCACGGAGUACGCCGAUCACAGCCAGCAGCAGCAGCAGCAGCAAGAGCAGCACCAGUACUAUGCGCAGUAUCACCAUCCGACCCAGUACAGCUUGCCAGCCCAGCAGCAGCUCUAUCAGCAUCCCAGCCCGUACCAGUAUCAUCAGCAGCUAUUCCACCAGCGCUCCAACCCGUACCGCCAUACCCUGCACCAGCCCCACCGGCUCCGCUAGUGCUGUACUAAAAAGGCCUAGGGGGAGGCAUCACACCACGGUUCGCGCGUACAAGUGUUAAGCACGCGUCAAAGCGGUUCGGGUUUUUUCAACGCAUCACCGGAAAGAAAAGUGUGUGUGUGUGUGUGUGUGUGUGUGUGUGUGAGCCAGUGCAAAUACCAACAUACCAUACUAUCCCCCACCCACGUACCGGCCGGAAAUCGGAUCGAUGGCAGAGCGACGAGCGUCAGCAGCAGAGCGCUUCAUAGAUGCGCGGGUGAUGGAGUGUGUUGGCGUGACUUUUUUCCAAUCUUUUUGGACACACAAAUCUGCCCCGGGUGUGGUGUGACUUCAUACAUGUGUGACUGUCCAGUUUUCUCAGUUCUUCUUUGGGGGCUCUUUUCUGUUAAAUUUGUUUUGUGCCGUGCUUGUAAUAGCCGUUGAGGUUUAUGUGUUAUUUAUUCAUGCGUUACGGAAGUGGAGUGAAGGUGCGAUGAGUGUAUAUUGCGUGGUGUGUGUGUGCAGUGUGUCCGCUCGUCCGUGGUCAUCGUCGAUCGAGGUGAACAGUCCCUGCCUGGUGUGUUUGUGUGUCGGUGUAUGUUAGCGGGGACACUUUUUUGCCUGUUUCCCUUUCGUCAUCCACCACAUGGCCAGUAACAAUCACCCACCUCUUCUCCAAGUGUGACCCACCAUCACCAUCAUCACCACCACCCCAGUGUGUUCAAGGGUUUUGUGUGACAACCGGCAGGUUGUGCGGCACAGAUAUUUUGUAAAUACUCACGUCCGUCCGGCUGGUCGACGGAGAGCGAGCCGAUGCCAUGCGCGUGAAUCGCGUUUGCGGGCUGUCCGGUGGCACGAUGUGGGCAUUGUGUGUAGUUCAUUAGUAAAUUAUCAUAAAAAUCCAUGCCAACAAUCAUCCGGCCGGGCAGCCGGCAGAGGAGAAGUGCGUAGAGGACCGGCGGGUGAACUGCUGCUGAUGGGAGGAGGAUACUGUACUUUCAACUAGGUCCGCGAGCAUCACACCGUGGCUUAUGAACGCGAAAUGGCGCAAGUGUUCCACGAUCAUUGCUGCUUCCCUUCGGGAUGACAUCAUCUGGACGUCCAUGUACCAGGCACGAACACAGCACAACAAUAAGAGAAAACUCAGCAAGACAAGUAAAAAAAAAAGAGCGCGACAAACACACCGAUAGAGCCUGGACCAACCAACCACCAGCAGCGAGAGCGACCAGCGGAACAGCGGCACACAACAGCGGGACUCGCGGGAGCUUAUGAUGUCAGUCAGUUCAAUAUUUUCGGCGCAUGGUGCGUAUAUGCGUAUGACGCGGACGAUGGUGGCGGCAGUGAAAGUAAUCAAGUUGGUACGACCGACGUGGGGUGCAUCAUCAUCAUGUGGUCCCACCAAUCGAUUGGUGGCAAUUUCGUGGAGGAGAUCGUUGUUUUAAGACAAAGAUUCUUGAUUAAGGUCUUUUAUAGUUGUUAUGGUUUAAAAAAAAAACAUACACACACACAGUUAGUCAAGCUAAAGAGUGUUAGACAGAGAUUAAAGGCUCUCAUCUCGAUAAUACUGCUUGCUCCAAUGCAAUAUUCCUUUAAGUCCCCCUUUCGUCCCUCUCUCGAUCAAAGCGUGCAAGCACAGUUUAUGUAUUUAUUCGGCUUUUUCGCAACCACUGCGUUGGGUUACCCCAUCGCGUGACUUUAAAUCAAAUGCAGAUGUGCAGAACAUUCCAAUAACUACCGUUAUAAGCCGAGAAAGCCGACCAACAGGGCAGGAGUUAACGGGAAGGGGGAGGGUACCAGGGGACAAGAAAAUCACGUGCAUGAGGGAAUAGAUAGAUCGUAGCGCAGGGGGUAAAUGCUUUGAAAGCACAUAUGAGGUCACAUAAUGCAGCAACGGCAUGUGCGUGUAAAGGGAGGUUCUCGUUAAGUAGGAACGAAGUAGGAACAGUGCGUGACAAACUAGAGAGAGAGAGAGAGAGAAAGAGCAAGAGAGAAAGAGAGAGAGAGAGAGAGAGAGAGAAAGAGAGAGAGAGAGAGAGAGAGAGAGAGAGAGAGAGAGAGAGAAAGAG